Molecule: messenger RNA, 1538 nt
Organism: Nicotiana tabacum (common tobacco)
Lineage: Eukaryota; Viridiplantae; Streptophyta; Magnoliopsida; Solanales; Solanaceae
Source: RefSeq, a predicted model, not a curated record
UCAAAAGUCAAACCUUGGUCAACUUUUUCAACUUAAAGCUUCCAAAUUGAGAAUUACUCUAUUAACUCAAUUCCAAACUAUUCGAAAAUAAAAACCAACCAUGCAUGCAAGUUAUAAUACACCAUAAGAAGCAGCUCGAAUUCUCAAAUCAUAGAACGAGAUGCUAGAACUUAAAAUGACUGAUCAGGUUAUUACGCAUUGAUGUAUCAUCUAUGUCAGGCAAGUGAGCAUCAAACGGAUUGGAGGUAUUUAUAAUAUCAAUUUUGAACAAGUUCAAGUGUUCACUUGAAAAUUCGUGGAGUAAAGGGCCGGGAUUUUGAAUUGGUAUAAUUACAUGUAUCUAUUAGACUAUUCUGCCUUGUUAAAAAGCUAAAUAAAUAUGUACUAAUCAAUAAAAUGCAGAACAGAUAAAAAUAAAUUUAAAACAACAAAGAAAAAAAAUAAGAAGCAGAAAACGAGAAGUCCAACGAAGAAGUCUCCCCGCCGCAGAAGGUCAGGAACAGCAUAUUCCCGCCCAAUAAAAUGCCUCUGUUUCCUUCAUAUUUUGCUACCCCUCAACCAUUCUUUCUGAUUCUGUCUGAUAUCAAUCCGUUACAUCAUCGCCUCUUUCCUCCUUCUAACCGUCGAGCUCAUAAAGGCCUAAAAUAUUAAUUACUAACUCGUUGAAACAAAGGCAAUUUUCUCAAUCGGUGUUUUCCUGAUCUGAACAGACCAUUCGAUCCAUUGUUUGGAAAAAAUGGGAGCAUGUGCAAGCAAGCCUAAGGUCUUAGAAGGUACCGCUCCCGGAAAAGUUCCGGCGCCGGAAGUGGCCUCCAGCGGUAAUGUAGCUGAUGUGGCGGCGGAAGAAGGAAUUGUGGGUGAUGAUAAACGCCAGUCUCUCGGUAAUUUGUUCAAGGAGAGUGAAGAAGGGAAAAACUCAGAACAAGUGAAAAAGGAGACAUCUACCACACAAGCUUCUGAACCAUCGGAACCCCAGACAGAAGAAGUUGUGACGGCACUUGAUGCCCAUAUAACGACUGACACAACAAAAGCACCAGAAGUAGAGACCCCAGAUGCUAAAACAUCGGUUGAAAAGGCAACAGAAGAAGUAAAAUCAGAAACCGAGACUCCUACAGAGCAGAAAGUGGAGGAAGAAAACUCAGAAACAGAGACGAAUAUUGAGCAAGUAAAAUCUGAAACAGAGGGCACAGAGGCUUCUGCAGAGAAGAAAGAAGAGGAAGUAAAAGAAGCAGUGGAGACUCAAGCAGAGAAGAAAAUAGAAGAAAAUCCCGUAACAGAGGCAACAAAAUCUGAAGCUCUAGUAGAGAACAAAACAGAAGAGAAGCCAGCUACGGAGGCAAAGAAACCUGUCAUUGAAGAAAAGAAGUCAGGCAAAUUUUGGUGGGACAAGUAAAUCAUAACGCAAAUGGUUCCUUAAUUACUUGAAGGGUUGCAUGUGUGAUUAAUUCAGAUGGUAUGUCACUGAUUUCAUGUUGAACAAGUUGUUAUGAGCAAAAAUUAAUAUUUCAUUGUUUAAUACUAUCAUUCUCAUUAUCAUA